This is a messenger RNA of Fusarium venenatum, 342 nucleotides long. Its product is annotated as heterokaryon incompatibility protein-domain-containing protein. Lineage: Eukaryota; Fungi; Ascomycota; Sordariomycetes; Hypocreales; Nectriaceae. The record is from RefSeq and is a predicted model, not a curated record.
AUGUUCAGCCUUCCCAGCACUGGACAGCCCGUGCCCAUGACCUGGAAGAAAGACAACAAUGUUGCUGUGAAUGGAAUGCACGCUUCGAGUUUCAGUGAUAACAAUUUCAAGCUCGAGGAUCCUAAUGGACAGCUCAUGGCUGUUUUUACGAGCCAUACUAUCAGUUUGCGAUUGAGUGCAGUUGGUACUUUACAGAUCAAUAUGGAUCUGGGCCCCAUAUUUGAGUAUGCUGUCAUUAUGAGUUUACUUUCGGUACACGAGUAUCAGAAGCGGGAGGAGGAUGAGAGCUCGAGUACCAAUCUCAAUGCUGCUGCUGGUGCUGCAGCAGCUAGCAGCUGUUAA